This is a messenger RNA of Xylona heveae TC161, 2466 nucleotides long. RefSeq lists its product as hypothetical. Gene Ontology annotation, biological process: DNA-templated transcription; positive regulation of transcription from RNA polymerase II promoter by galactose. Gene Ontology annotation, molecular function: zinc ion binding; DNA-binding transcription factor activity, RNA polymerase II-specific; RNA polymerase II cis-regulatory region sequence-specific DNA binding. The record is from RefSeq and is a predicted model, not a curated record. NCBI's taxonomy places the organism in Eukaryota, Fungi, Ascomycota, Xylonomycetes, Xylonales, Xylonaceae. Gene Ontology annotation, cellular component: nucleus. The transcript is spliced from 5 exons. Bases 81 to 2363 code for a protein of 760 amino acids.
CCCGACCCUGAAGGUCUUCCGGUCUCUUCUCCAUGCGCCACACCUCACUCGACAAAUGAAAGCUCUCGUAAAUAAUAGAAAUGGACGGCCUUCCACCUCCUCAUCCUACCUCGACCGCCGGGUCGGACAGUGGCGACCACAGCGCAUCCAACAACAACCCCAAUAAAAGAAAGCCCGAUGGCGCCAAUCAACCUACUCAACGUGCAAAGCGCAAUCGUUAUAUAUCCAUUGCCUGCAACGAAUGUAAACGGCGCAAGAUUAAAUGCAAUGGACAAACGCCUUGCCAACGAUGCGGCAACCUUGGCCUUGAGUGUCUAUAUGCACCGAACUGCUGCGGAAGCUCGUUUAAAGAAUCCGACGAGUUCAAACGGAUGGAUGCGCAGAUAAGAACGCUACAGGAUCAAGUCGAUAACUUGUUCGCGAGCAUGUCGGCCUUGCGCAGCUCACAGGAUAUCAAUACUCCAACAAUAGAGUCAGGCUCUUAUCCCCGCCGACUUCAGUCACGUUCCGUCUCGGUUUCACAGCCGUCGAUUCCUAAUCCCAGCUCUCCGCUCAAUCAGAUCCACCAGGCCACUCAAGAUAGACGAAUUUCGCGUACCCCAAGGUUUCAAGGACCAACAAGCUCUGCGUUUGGUUUCGAUGUUGCUCGAUCAAGUCUACAAACAAUGGGCAUCACCAGUCCUGAAGACAUAGGACCCGAUGGCGCUCUCCCUCGUAAUGCCCUCCCUGCCCCAUCCCCGCCGCAUUCUCCAAUCAAGAUACACUCGACGAAAGAUCCGAUAUGGGGUCUGUCACGACAAGAUGUUAUGCGACUCUGUCAAGUCUAUGAGGAAGAAGUGGGCGUCAUGUAUCCGGUCCUUAGCAUCGACUUUCUCAUGCGACAUGCGAAUCUCUUAUAUACUUUCAUCGAAGCCGCAGCCCGGAGCGGGUUUGCCCAGCCUUCACUGCCUGGCGCGGAUCAGCUUCAAGACAAAUAUACAAACGUGUUGAAAAUGGUACUUGCGACGGCUUUGAUGAUUGAGGGCGACGGUCAAAGUGAGGUCGGAGAGAGGCUCUAUGAGACCGUCCGGCCACAUGCCGAAAACUUCUUGUGGGCGCCUGUGGAGGUCAGGGACAUUGUUUUGUUGGUUGUCAUUUCAUUUUAUCAUUUUCAUCGCGACGAGGAGACACUGGCCUGGCGCACUAAUGGAUUGGUUGUGCGAUUGUGCCUAGAGCUUGGCCUUCAUCGCCGUGAGUGCCUGGACAAGUUAUUUGCCGGCUCUGAGAAUGAGCAGGAGCGACGUGCGCGCGCUAUUGGCAUCUUUUGGUCCAUCUACGUUCUUGAUCGACGGUGGAGUCUAAGCACCGGUCUACCGUUUGCACUCCAGGACUCGGAUAUCGAUCCAAGCUUGCCUGAGCCAGACGCUUCAUCUCACUAUUUACUUGCCAUGAUCGCAUACAGCCGGAUUGGUUCACGUGUCUGGAAGUCUGUGGCCGGACUCGAUGGCUCAGUCAGCGAGAUUCGUCGCGAUGAAAUGGGAUUCCUCGACUAUCAGACCCUUCAAUGGCAUAAUUCCAUUCCAGAAAAUUUACGGUUCUAUCAUUUCGAGUCUCCACAAGGAACUAACUUGGAGAACCGCGGCCUGGCUCGAUUACGGGUGAUCCUCUAUCUUCGAGCGAAUCAAAUGCGUAUCCUUAUCUAUCGUCCGGUGCUACAUUCUGCUACGAGCAUCGUAGAGAACCGAGGUUGCGCUCAGACCGUUGUGGAUGUGGCCAAGGACACGAUCCGAGUCCUAUCGCGGCUUAAUCAGGAGACAGACAUUUAUCGAACUCAGCAAGUCUGUUUCAAUUACUUUCUAGUCUCGGCAUUGGCGGUGCUAUUCUUGGCCGUUUCGCACGCUCCAGCACAGUUUAGCAGCCUCGCCCGAGACGAGUUUUACAUGGCUCUUGAUCUCGUCAAGGGCUUUAGCACUAAAUCGUACAUCUCAAAGCGUCUUUGGAAGACCAUUGAAGGACUAAAAGUCGUGGCACCGAAGUUGGGUCUUGGAGUACAACACUUUGGUCAAUCUGAGAGCGACGCUCAUUCUAGCGCUGCCAUGGCCAUGGCCGGUCUCGCAGGUCAUCCAGUGGGUCCAGUGGCAAGUUAUCCUGAUACAGCCGCUACAAUGAAUUCAGCAGUGGCUGGGACCACUCCCGUUGAUGGAUAUCAGAUGAGUAACGAAUUGACUCAUUUGUUUGAGGCCGCCGGAGUCUUGAAUGGCGGAACCGAGGGGAUAAAUGGAUAUAAUGGCGCACAGUCUGUCCCAAUUCCUCGGGAUGGCUCAACUCACCCGAAUCUCGAAGGGCAGCAGGAAGCUCCGAAGGUUAUUCGGCAUCUUUUUUGACCUGUGGUGCAACGUUCUUUUGGUUAUAUUGGCGAAGGGCGUUUUGAGUGUAUAAAGCAGAAGCAAUACUGGGAUUGAGAUCAUAUGCUUUCUCUUGAUGGUC